AUGGAGGGAACGAGCUAUGCGUUACGACAGCUAUUAGAUCGUAAAGGAAAGAGCUCGCAGUCAAAGAGGAAUGAAAUGAGAAUCGUGGACUCCGCGGAACGGAGAUCGCACCUCAGCUAUCGCGUUAGACUGUGUUAUGUUUUAUGUUAAUUAAGUAUUUUUGUAAUGAUGAAGCCAACAUUAGCUGCUGGUGGUCGUAAAUAUUUAGAUCCAAGAGUGCUUAAUCCAUGUCUGCGUCCUAAUCCUCCAGAAGGAUGCCAGUCCCCAGGAUCUGCUGGGAAGCCUAAGGAGAAUGUUAAUGAGUAUUUAGCUGGAUGUUCCAAAACUAGCCGGUGUGACCGCCAAGGAUAA
Messenger RNA from Capsella rubella, 351 nucleotides. RefSeq names its product protein RALF-like 30. The record is from RefSeq and is a predicted model, not a curated record. The transcript is spliced from 2 exons. Lineage: Eukaryota; Viridiplantae; Streptophyta; Magnoliopsida; Brassicales; Brassicaceae.